Molecule: messenger RNA, 958 nt
Organism: Cutaneotrichosporon oleaginosum
Lineage: Eukaryota; Fungi; Basidiomycota; Tremellomycetes; Trichosporonales; Trichosporonaceae
Biological process (GO): maturation of 5.8S rRNA; maturation of LSU-rRNA
Cellular component (GO): preribosome, large subunit precursor
Source: RefSeq, a predicted model, not a curated record
CACUAUGGUUCUCAAAGGCAUCUUGAAGAACAGCGAAGCGGGGCCGAGCAAGCCCAAGGCCGGCGCCAAGGCGAGCGUGCGCACGCGCGUCGCCAAGCCGGCCGCGCAGCCGUCCAAGCCGUCCAAGUCCAAGCCGACUACGAAGGGCAAGGUACGAGUCGAGGCGCCCGCGCCCGCGCCCGAGUCCGACGACAACGACUUUGGCGACGAGCUAGACACGGACGAGGAGAUCGAGCGCGCCAACGCGCCCGGAGAGAAGAAGGCGCCAAAGAAGAAGCGCGUGACGACAGCCUCCGACUUUGGCGCGGCGCUCACGGGCCUGAUCGCGGAAUCGGCGCGGCCGAAGAAACGCAAGGCGGAGGCGGAGACGGAGCACGCGGCGCGCAAGAAGGCGCCCGCCCCCAUCCUCGCCCUCUCGGCUAAGCCGCUGCCGCCCAGCAUGGCGGAGGAGCGGCUGGAGCGGCGCGCGGCGCGCGCGCUCAAGGCCGAGCGUGAGGCGCGGCUCGACCGCGCGCGUGUGCGUAAUGUACUCGAGGGAUGGGUGCCGGCGGACGGGGCGGGGGUUGGGAGCCAGGAGUUUGAGCGCGGGCUCAGGAAGACGGCGCAGCGUGGUGUGAUCAAGCUGUUCAAUGCGAUUCUCGUCGCCUCGAAAAACGCCGAGGCGCAGGCGACAACGCUCGCGCAAAAGGCGGGCGUCAAGCCCGAGGCGCCGAAGAACAAGAGGGAGAAGGACAAUAUUCUCGGCCGUGGCGGACAGGAGACGCUUACCAAGGAGGGCUUCCUCGACCUUGUGCGGCGUGGAGGGCAGUAGGGCGGCAGUGGUGCCAGGAAAGAAGCACAACGAGGCGUGGAGUUAGAGGAGGGGCAAGAGACCAGCGCCGAGGAUGCGGUUGCACGAGUGGCGAGUGAGGACAGAGCACAUUUAGACAGGGCCAGACUAUGCAUAUGUAUAUCCUAG